Eutrema salsugineum is the source of this 3990-nucleotide messenger RNA. RefSeq lists its product as uncharacterized. Gene Ontology annotation, molecular function: catalytic activity. Bases 1 to 3990 code for a protein of 1329 amino acids. The transcript has 7 exons. The record is from RefSeq and is a predicted model, not a curated record. NCBI's taxonomy places the organism in Eukaryota, Viridiplantae, Streptophyta, Magnoliopsida, Brassicales, Brassicaceae.
AUGGCUGCCCCGGCAUCCCCGGAGCCUCCUGGAGAACCUCCAGCGUCCCAACCGUCAACCAAGCAACCAGUCUCUUUUGCGUCAGUAGUCCAAAAUAAGCAUGUUCUCACGAAGUAUGAUCUGCAAAUUUCAAACACGGAGGGUCAGAGAUCUGUGGAAAUCCCUGAUGAAGUAUUCGUAAACCCAUCCCCCUUGUGGGAAGAUUUUGUCAUUGGUCGGUUCCUAUUCAAAAUCCUCAAAUUCGAUGAUGGUUUCGAAGUGGAUAUGUGGAAUAUUGCGGAUAUCCCUAUGGUGGUUUCGAAGUGGACACCGUAUACAGAGGAAGACAUCCCGGAACUGAAACCUAUUCCAAUCUGGGUGCAUCUGAAAAAUGUCCCGAUGAAUAUGUUUUCCUGGAAGGGGUUGAGCUUCAUUACCAGUGCGGUGGGAGAACCAAAACAUCUACAUCCGGAAACGGCUGCUUGCUCGACAUUUGAUAUUGCAAAAGUGUUUGUGAACGCAGACCUCUCAAAGGAACUGCCGAAAACAAUAAAUUUUUCGAAGAAUGGUCAAGAAUCUCUGGUGGAAUUCAAUUAUCCCUGGUUGCCUCCGAGAUGUUCAACAUGUGAUAAGUGGGGGCAUUUAGAUACGUCUUGUGUAAUUAACAAGAAACGAGUGGAGGGAAACAAGGAAUCUGAGACUUCGGUUCAAACAGAGGAACCAGAGGUGGCGAUUACUUCAGAAAGUCCAGCUGAUGCUGGAGAUACAGGAUCUGGAGCAAAAGACAAGGUAGUAGAGAAAGUAGUAGAUGUGAAUUCUGAGCAGUGGACAGAAGUCUCUCCCUCUAAGGUAGGCCGAAGCCCACAUAAACCAAAUGUUCGGGAGGUUGAAAGCUCUCAUAUUUCACAAGCCAAAUUCUCGAUUCUGAGCUCAAAUGAAGAGGAAGGGGAAAUUGUGGAAACAGAAACAGAGAAUUUGGAGUUGGUUCAUAUAACUAUUCAAGAGCAAGCUCAGGCUUCUCAAGCAUCGCUGCCAAGCAAUCACCCCGAACUAAAUCAGCAGGCUCGAAAAGAGACGACAGAUAGUAGUUUACGUCCCUCUCUCCCGCGUGAUUCAAAAAAUAAGCACAGAUUUUUAACGGAGACUUCUACCCAAGCUAAUAAGGAUACCCCUAUGAAACUGGGUGAGGGAGGCAGAUAUGCUUUGAAUACGGUUGAGGAAAGGAAGAGUUUGUGGGCAGAUCUUAGAACUCAUCAAGACUCUCCAAUGUUUAGGAAUAAGCCUUGGUUGAUUAUGGGUGAUUUUAAUGAGACUUUGGAUGAUGAGGAACAUUCAAAUUCGGAGGUGGCUCCUGUUACAACGUCGGGAAUGAGGGAUUUUCAGGAAAUUGUUCGAUACUGUUCUUUUUCGGAUCUAGGAGGGCAUGGACCUCUCUUUACUUGGUGCAACAAAAGAGAUGAAGGAAUUGUGUGUAAAAAACUGGAUAGAGUGCUCAUGAAUGAUGCUUGGCUUUACAAAUACUCUCAAGCAUAUAGUGUUUUUGAGGCUGGUGGUUGUUCCGAUCAUCUUCGGUGCAGAGUUCAGAUUAAUGUACAAGAAACAAAGCGGAAACGACCAUUCAAAUUCAUGAAUUCCCUUGGGAAAAUGCCAGAAUUUUUGCCUUUGGUGGGUGAUCAUUGGUCUCGUACUGAUACAUUAUUUCACUCCACUUCAGCACUUUUCCGUUUUUCAAAGAAACUUAAAGCGUGGAAACCGGGAAUAAGAGAGUUGAGCAAGCAGAAAUUUGGGGGGUUGUCAGUUAGGGUAAAUCAGGCGUAUCAAAUUCUGUGUGAGAAGCAAAGUGAAACACAUCUGCAGCCAACUUCCGAAAACAUUAGACAAGAAGCAGAAGCUUUAGAACGAUGGCAGACAGUCGCAACGUUGGAGGAAGAAUUCUAUAAGCAAAAAUCUAAGCUUCACUGGUUGGAGGAACACGAUCAGGGAAGUGCAGUGCCCAAGUGGCGAGAGAGUGAACACGCAAGAAGCCUGGCCAGUCUUUUCAUUGUCGCGAUUCAGUCUUUCUUCAUUACCGGUUUCUUGCCAAAAGGUCUUAAUACAACCAUCCUUGCUCUUAUUCCAAAGAAACUUGAUGCAAGCGAGAUGAAGGAUUAUAGGCCUAUAUCUUGUUGCAACAUUAUCUACAAAGUUAUCUCCAAAAUCAUUGCAAACCGUUUAAAACGACUGAUGCCACAACUUAUUGCUCCAAAUCAGUCAGCUUUUGUUAAAGACAGACUGUUGAUGGAAAAUCUGCUUUUGGCAACUGAACUGGUAAAGGACUAUCAUACAGUUUCAAUUUCGGCAAGAUGUGCUCUGAAGAUUGACAUCUCCAAAGCGUUUGAUUCGGUUCAAUGGCCAUUCAUACUUAACACUCUAUCUGCAAUGCACUUCCUUCCCAAGUUUAUUCACUGGAUAAAUCUGUGUGUUACCACUGCCUCCUUCUCGGUUCAGGUAAAUGGUGAACUUGCAGGUUUUUUCAGAAGUAGUAGAGGUUUAAGGCAGGGUUGCUCACUCUCUCCUUACCUAUUUGUUAUCUGUAUGAACGUGCUGUCCAAGAAGCUUGAUGGUGCAGCUCAGCGAAGAGAUAUUGGCUAUCAUCCGAAAUGCCAAAACCUACCACUUACACAUCUAAGCUUUGCUGAUGACAUUAUGGUAUUUACUGAUGGGAAAAAGCGAUCUCUUAUCUCAACAGUAGAAGGGGUGCUGCAGGUUUUCGAGAGCUUUGCAAAGAUUUCAGGACUGAGAAUCAGUUUGGAGAAAUCUAUUAUCUUUAUGGCGGGUGUUCCUCAGGCUGAAAGAGAAUUGAUACUCUCUGAUUUUACAUUUGCAGCUGGUCAACUACCGGUAAGAUACUUGGGUUUACCACUUCUCUCAAAAGGGAUGACACGAGCAGACUAUCAGCCGCUUAUUGAAAAAAUUCGAGCAUCUAUUAGUUCUUGGACUGUUCGCCACAUUUCUUAUGCUGGUAGGCUGCAGCUUAUCCGAUCGGUUUUGAUGAGUAUCUGCAAUUUUUGGUUAACUGCAUUCAGAUUGCCUAGUUCCUGUAUCGUUGAGUUGGAGAAGAUUUUUUCCGCUUUUCUUUGGUCUGGUCCAGACUUAAAUCCUCGUAAGACCAAAAUUGCCUGGAACAUUGUCACUCGGAAGAAGAUGGAAGGUGGGUUGGGACUAAGACCGCUAAAAGAAUCUAACAUAGUCAGUUGCCUCAAGUUGAUAUGGAGAGUUCUAUCGUCAUCUGACUCCAUCUGGGGGAAAUGGAUUCGUAUGACAUUACUUCGGAAAGAGUCGUUCUGGUCGGUAAAGGAAAAUUACAGCUCUGGUUCAUGGAUGUGGCGGAAAUUGUUGAAGUUGAGACCUUUGGCAAGUCAGUUUCACAAAGUGGAGGUUCGUGAUGGAGUUGGAACAUCGUUCUGGUUUGAUCAUUGGUCUACACAAGGCAGACUUAUUGAGCUUUUGGGGCCUCGAGGUAGUAUUGACAUGGGAAUACCAUUACACGCAGGGAUGGAUGAGGUCUUACGGUCACAUCGUCGCCGACGCCAUCGACAGAUUGUAUUAAAUCGGGUGGAAGAUGAACUUGAGGUUCUUAAAAACCAAUCAACCUCAGGUGGAGACAUCGUUAAAUGGAAGAGUCGUACAGAUGCGUAUAAACCACGUUUCUCUGCUCAGGUCUGGGAAGCUCUUGUCAAGGGUAUAUUGCGAGACCAAUAUACAACAGACUGGAACAGAAUACUUCGGCUUGCUAAUAACAGAGUCUUUGACAAAGUGACUCUGUUUCUGCUUCGUUACGCAAUUCACGCCACCAUGUAUGGGCUAUGGCGGGAAAGGAAUGCGAGACGACAUGGAGAUACCCCAUCACCUCCUCUUCGCCUGAUCAAAUUCUUGGACAAGAUAGUGAGAAACAGAUUAAGUACGAUUCGCUCUCAGGGGGAUAAGGUGUAUGACGAGGGACUAACGAUCUGGUUUGGAACCCGAGUUUAA